Biomphalaria glabrata is the source of this 5512-nucleotide messenger RNA. RefSeq names its product mitoferrin-2-like. Gene Ontology annotation, cellular component: mitochondrial membrane. Gene Ontology annotation, biological process: iron import into the mitochondrion. Gene Ontology annotation, molecular function: ferrous iron transmembrane transporter activity. Lineage: Eukaryota; Metazoa; Mollusca; Gastropoda; Planorbidae. The record is from RefSeq and is a predicted model, not a curated record. The transcript has 5 exons. Bases 163 to 1122 code for a protein of 319 amino acids.
CAUUGUUCAAGAGUUAUCCCCUCGUAAAGGUCGCAACAUGGCGGUUAUGUGGGUUAAACUGGCCACAUGAAAGAUAGGAUUUAGAGAGUCGCUCUUUUCUUCCUUAAAUUGUGUCUUAUUAUUUUUGUAUUACAUCAAUUGCUUUUUUCUUUCUGGAUUACAAUGGAAGAAGACGACAAUCCUUAUGAAACGUUAGGCUCUUCAACAUCUAUGACUACACAUAUGCUUGCCGGUGCUGCAGCUGGGGUCAUGGAACAUUCAGUAAUGUAUCCCAUAGACUGUGUUAAGACUAGAAUGCAGUGUUUAGUGCCAGACCCAAAGGCAGACUAUAGAAGCGUGAUGGAUGCCCUCAAUAAGAUUGUCCGGCAUGAGGGGAUCAGAAACACUGUUCGAGGUUUUAGCGCCAUGGCACUAGGGGCGGGCCCUGCUCAUGCUUUGUACUUUGCUUGUUAUGAAAAAAUCAAACAUGUCGUCAGUGGUGGAAAACAAGGCAACCAUUUGGCAAAUGGUUUAGCAGGUUGCACUGCUACUUUGCUUCAUGAUGCCAUCAUGAAUCCUGCAGAUGUGGUGAAACAACGUAUGCAGAUCUAUAACAGUCCUUAUCAGUCAACAUACUCUUGUUUUCGAGAUAUCUUAAAGACUGAAGGUGUCGGAGCCUUUUACAGGAGUUACACAACUCAGCUUACCAUGAACAUACCUUUCCAGGCGAUGCAGUUCGUAACUUAUGAAGCCAUGCAGGAUAUACUUAACAAAGAACGUCAGUAUGAUCCCAAAUCGCACAUAGUUGCCGGUGCUCUAGCCGGGGCCAUAGCUGCCGGUGCCACUAUGCCUUUGGAUGUGUGCAAGACAUUGCUGAAUACACAGGAGCACUGUGCUAGAAAUCACUUGACUUACAUCAAUGGCAUGGCAUCUGCUUUCAGGACUAUUUAUGAAUUUUGUGGUAUAUCUGGAUUCUUUCGUGGACUCACAGCCAGGGUGAUCUAUCAGAUGCCGUCUACGGCUAUCUCUUGGUCAGUUUAUGAAUUUUUCAAGUAUAUUAUUCACAAGCAAAAACAACAGCAAUCAAUAGAUGAAAGAUACCUGGGAGCUUCCGUUCAGCUAGCUGCAGCCACGGCCAGGUGAAUUUAGAUUUUAAAAAAUUAGGAGCAUUGCAUCCCAAAGAUAACAGGAAGAAAUCAUCACGAGUCCAACAUCACAGUGUUCUCUUUUGUUGCUGUUUACAUCUAGAGAAUGUCCAGAGUUCAUUGUUGUUUUACAAAGAUCUCAUUCAAGUGUUUGACUAAUUAUUUUUUUUUUAGGCUACGGUAAAUCAACAAACAAAAAAAAAAAACAUUUUGAGAAAGUACACAUUUAAAAAGGUCAGUUUCUGCCCAAACAAAGAAACAAUGUAGAAAUGUACAUAUGGGGAAAAAAAAAAGAAUUGAAACACUAAGACGAAAAAACAAGAGAUUUUUGUUGUUGAAUAUAAGUGAUAAGAAGUUAAAUUUAGGACUUAAACAAAAAUAUUUGGUUCUAAAAAAACGAAAUGCAGCUUAUUAUCAAACUGUGUUCGGCUAAUAUACUGAAGAGGUUUCAUCUAUACUUUUUUUUUUAUUUAUACUCAGUCAUUUUACAAAAUGAUUUUUUUUUUAUAGGCAUGCAUCAUUAAUAAAUAAUUGCAUUUCUAGUGUCUUCAUGCUAGGAAAAUAUUAUGACAAUAGUAAAGUUGCGAGUGUCACAACAGUUGUUUGCUUGACAGAAAACAUGUCUGAAAGUUGUCUUCAGUACACAAUUAUUGUAUAGAAAAGUGUUAAUGUGGGCAAAGUGUAACAUUAUUAAAUUUUAUGCUGAUAUCGCAUGCUAAUUUGAAAUUAGAGUCAAGCUUAUGCGACAUGUAUACGUAUAUAUAUGUAUGUAUUAUGCGACAUGAAUACUUGGAAUUUUGAAAAUCAAAAUAUAUACACAGGUCACAGUUUGGAAAAUGGACACAAAUGUUUGCAGUUGGUCCUGAUGAUUGAAGGGAACGGUGUGUGCUUAGCAGAGUACUAUUAGUAGUAGAUGAGAACUUUUUAUUUUGUGUCUAAAGAUAUGAGUGGAGCUCAGUGUUCCUUUAUGCUCCACCUUCCCAGAAGUAUUUUGUCUUAGAUUAUUGUAUUAGAAGUAUGGUCCUCACCCAGCACUUUGAUUGUUCCAUUUAAAAGUUAUAAAGUAUUUUGUGACAUGUUCCAUCUAUAAGGUAUAUAGCAACAGUAGAUAUUUUGUGACAUGUUAAAAAAAAUACAUUGAAUUCUUUAUUUCAAUAAGUGUAAAACCAGCUACAUUUAUUUGUGUGUGUGUACAAGUUCAGUACAAGUGUAGGUGGGAAGAAUUAGCCUGUAAAAUAAAGUAACACCCCCCCCCCCCUUUUUUUUUUUUAAAAAGAUAAUUUAGGUAACAGUAAAUUAUGUUUUAUUGAUUUGUUCAGAUAAAAAUGUGUAACUUAAAACUGGUUAAUGAAAGUCUGAUGGUAAUAUGUUGAACUUGUUAUAAGCAAUAGUUUUCAUCCUUGACUUGUGUAGUAUUCAGAUUGAGGGCUACUAUCAAUACUGUUGGGACUCUACAAAUGUUGUGAGUUGUUUAAGAAGACCACAUUAAUAUUACGUGUGAACAAGAGAUGAAACAAAAAAGUGAGAUCUGAAUUUUGUUGUGUUCUGAUGCCAACGAAAGUUUGUCCAACAAAGUGUGAAAUAUGCAGCAGAUUCAGUGUAGAGUAGUAGAAAGUGUCUGGGUUUGAUAAGUUUGUAUCUGUGGCUAUAAUGCUAGAGUGUAUGAUAACUAUCAGCGGCUAUAUUGCUAGCAUGUAUGGUAAGCAACUCUGUGGCUAUAUUGUUACAGUGUAAGAUAAGUACCUGUAUAUCUGUGGCUUUAUAGCUAGUGUGUAUGAUAAGUACCAGUAUAUCUGUGGCUUUAUAGCUAAUGUGUAUGAGAAUUGUAUCAGUGACUAUUUUGCUAGUAUAUGAUAAGCAUAUAUAUGUGUGUCCAUAUUGCUUGAGUGUAUGAUCAGUGUAUCUUUGGCUAUAUUGCUAGAGUAUAUGAAUGUAUCAUUGUAUAGGUCAGUGAAGGUCCUAGACAUACAAUGUAUGUUUAUAAUUAAAAGUUGAUAAACUAUAUUUUUGUUGAUAUGGGCGGAGAUUUAUUCCUCUCAUUGUUGUAAGGGUUUUGUGGGGUAGGUAUAUGGGGAAGGGAAUGGUUGCAAAAUAUUUGACUUUGGGCUAUUACAAACAACAUCUAUAUCUAUUUCCAUGCAAUAAACUAUUUCAAUGAAUGAAACAAUUAGGUCCACUUGUAUCACUGAUAGUGGACUAGGUGUGUAAUGGUUCCUAAAAUUCAAGUUUCUCCAAUUUAAUGAAUGUGUAAAGUUGCCUUUUGAUACAAACAAGAUUUGUUGAAUUCAAUACACUGAUUGACAGUCAAUUAUUUUAUUUCAUGAACUAAAGUGUAUAUUUUUUAUUAUCCCAAAGUUCGUUUAAUAUAUUUUAUUUUAUUGAAUGGAUAAUUUACAAUCCAAACAUUUGAUAUUUUAGUGGGAACUUCUAAUCUGCUAGCACUGUGUAGGGUCUUUUUAGAUUGAUCAUUCAGAGAGUCACACAAAUCAAGUUUUAUGAGUUCCAAGUUAACAUCUUAACAACACAGCCGCGUCUAGUGCACUGUAUCAGCACUUGAAAGUCUGGCCUAGGCUUUAACAUCGUUGAAUUUUUGUCUUGUCUUGCUGCCACUCUUGGAUUGCUAAGAACACCGGAGAUGAUCCAGUUAUGGCCUUGACAUUGCUUUUUCUUUUGUUUUUAUUUGUGCAUGUACCUGAAUUUUAAUUUGUGUAUCAACUUGUCAAAUGGAGAACAUUUACAAGUUUUUGUACAUUGGUUCUUAGGCUUUUUUUUUGUGUUUUGGUCUCAGUAUGGUUCAUUCUUUUGGCACUUUUAGAAAAAUUUUGAAGAAUAUCCCGAAGUAAUAUAAGGUACCAUAUUGCAAAACUUGUUACUAUUUUAUGUUACAGGUCAAAAAUCAAAACUUGACAUUUAGCCAUAUUGAGCCAAGCAAUUUUAUUUUUCCCAACUGAUUCAUUCAGUUAUUACCAUUAUAUAUUUUUAAGAAUUUUAUUUAAAUUUAUAAAACCAAAUCCCAAACCAAGGAAAGCCCUUGUGAGAUGUAGAACAUCUUCAGGUCCGUGUACAUUUUGUGAUGGUUUGGUGAUGUUAUAAGCAGAGCUCUCCUCUAGUAGUGUACUGAUAAUCACUUUUGUGAACUUUGUAGCAUUAGUUCUGUAAUGACUUUCUCUGUCUGUGCAUUUGUAUUCUCAGUAUGGAGGGAACAUGGUGGCUGAAGGAUCAAGUGCAUGGCUUUUGUUUGAGGGAUUAUAUUAUGGUAAAUUUAAAUUGGAGAUAUAUGAACAUCCUCACCUUUUUAGUCUGACAUUUAGAACAAAAAAAAAGGGGUGCGGUGUAAAUAGUAUUUUAAAGAGGGGGAAAAAAAGGCUCUGCUUUCAAUUUCAAUCCUUUUUGAACUUGACAGGUGCAAGGAUGGGUAUUUAAAGAUUUACAUCUUUGUAGUUUUGAAAUUGUGAAUAUUAAAAGUCAAAGUAUGAACACAAAAUACUAACUUGAACCAGCCCAUGCACAGACCAGAUGGAAGACAUAACAUUGCAUGAUUUUUCAAAUUUUUGGUGAAAUGUUUUUUUGUUGACCUAUUUUCUUUGACUUUGUAAGUGACUUGGUGAGACAUGUCAGGUUCUUAAAGGCCUACAGUCAGUUGUAAAGAAAACCUUUAGUGUUUUUUUUUUUCCUUAAAUUAAUGCAAAUUAGCAUUUCCCACUAUCAGGAUUACAUAUUUUAUUACAAAUAUUCUUUUUAUUUUGUAAGACAACUUGUCAGACCUACAAAUGUUUACAAGUUAUGUACAUAGUCAUUAUUGGCAAACUAUUUUUGCAUGGGUUUAAUACUCUUCUUUUGGUUCUGCUAGAUACUGUUAAUGUUGGUAUUUGUUGACGAAAUUUAACCCAGAAUAAACCCAAAUAUUUUUAUUGAGAAACCCAUCCAGAAGCACCCACCAACAAUGUAUGUUAUUGGAUUUGAAGAAGUCCAGUUUCAAAAACAAAAACUAUUUUGUUAUAACAUUGUCAUCUUGUUGAAUUACACAAAAAAUUUUUUGCUGCUCAUUGAUUUUUAUUUUCUUUUUAAAUUGUUAGGAUGUUAAGGCACUACUAGACCUAACUGCCAAGUAGGAUUAAAAUAUCCUGUAGGCCUAUUAACAAUUCAUUUACUAGACAGGAUUAUGAUGUCCUGUAGGUCUAUCAUUCCAACAGCUGCAAGUCUUUUGAGUAGAAGAACAAUUAAUUUACUUAAAAAAAAAAAUCAAUGACCAGCCUGACCUAUGUAAAAAGACACUAACUCCUACAAAAGUUUUGACAAGGUUUCAUGUUAGAUUGAGGAGGUUUACAUGGAAUCUCUGAACUUUGGAAUGUGAUAUUUUAUCUUGAAUAAAUUGUUUCAGUUCUCUC